Messenger RNA from Sphaerodactylus townsendi, 3394 nucleotides. RefSeq names its product TUB bipartite transcription factor (gene TUB). The transcript has 12 exons. The record is from RefSeq and is a predicted model, not a curated record. Gene Ontology annotation, biological process: protein localization to cilium. Gene Ontology annotation, cellular component: cilium. The coding region runs from base 407 to 1909 and encodes 500 amino acids. NCBI's taxonomy places the organism in Eukaryota, Metazoa, Chordata, Lepidosauria, Squamata, Sphaerodactylidae.
UUGAGAAAGAUAACAGCAAAGAAACUGGCUCGGGGCAGCAGCAGCAGCAGCAGCAGCGGCUCCUUCCCCAUUUGGCGGGAGCUGCUUCGCCUGUCGGCUGCAAGCCGUCUUCCCAGCCUCUCGAACCGCUGCAGCUCGAAGGGCCAGCGGCGGGGAUCGCCUCCGGUUCCCUCCUCCCUUCAUGCAGCUGCGUGACCCUCUCGGGCAAGAUGCCACCGCCGCCCUUAGUAGCACUGCUUGGAUAACCCCUCCCCAUGUUCUUGCCGCCGCCGUUUCUCAGGCCGGAUAGAGGAUGGUGCCCUGGUCGGUGGGGGGCUGUGACCGGGGGCUCAUCAGCCGCUUCCUUUCCUCCCCCUCUGGCCAUUGGGGCUCCCCCUGCCGCAGCUGCUAGUUGCUUGGGCGAGCGAUGACUUCAAAGCACCAGGCGGACUGGAUCCCUUACAGUGUUUUAGAUGAUGAGAGCAGCAAUCUGCGACAACAGAAGCUUGACAGACAGCGAGCAUUACUAGAACAGAAACAGAAAAAAAAACGUCAGGAGCCACUGAUGGUUCAAUCCAAUGUGGACAGUCGCACAAGAACCCGCAGAAUGAAACAGUCAGAAGAACAAGCACCACUAGUGGAAUCUUACCUCAACAGCAACAGCAACACCAUUUAUCAUGCAGUACAGGAUGCUGAGCAAGAAGAUGUCAAAGUGGUAGCAGACUCACAAGCUCCAAAAUCAACUAAAAAAACCAAGGCAGCUACAGGAGGCUGUCAAACUGGCAACAUCAGGAAGGAGAAAAGGGGGAAGCAUAAAGGAAUUGAUGGUCCUGCUGCUUUUCAGGAUGAUGUACAGGAAGUAGGCAGUCAGAUUCAGAUUCUUACUGUUGGAGAGGCUUGCCAAGAUGAAGAUGAUAGUGAGACAUUGGCUACCAACCAUCAACAAAGCAAACAGGACCUUCGAGUAACAAUGCAGAAAAAAGGUAUUUCAAGCAGCAUGAAUUUUGAUGAAGAGGAGGAUGAGGAGGAUGAGGACAGUUCAAGUUCCUCACAAUUAAACAGUAACACCAGACCAAGUUCUGCAACAAGCAAGAAAUCAAACAAGGAGACAGCUGCAGGGCCUAGCCCUUCAACUAACAGCCCUGUAAUAGAUGUUGAUGACCUGGAGGAAUUUGCUGUGAGACCAGCUCCUCAGGGUGUUACUGUCAAAUGCCGAAUCACAAGAGACAAGAAGGGAAUGGACCGUGGAAUGUACCCUACUUACUACCUGCACUUGGAAAGGGAGGAUGGUAAAAAGGUAUUCCUGUUAGCUGGAAGGAAGCGAAAGAAGAGCAAAACUUCAAAUUACCUCAUCUCGAUAGACCCAACAGAUUUGUCACGAGGAGGAGAGAGUUUCAUUGGAAAACUACGAUCAAACCUCAUGGGGACUAAGUUUACAGUUUAUGAUAAUGGAGUAAACCCAAUGAAAACAACAUUGAGUUUAGAGACAAGUAAUUUACGCCAGGAACUAGCUGCCAUUUGCUAUGAGACAAAUGUUUUGGGGUUUAAAGGUCCUCGUAAAAUGAGUGUCAUCAUACCAGGAAUGAAUAUGGACCAUGAAAGGGUUUCCAUCAGACCACGCAAUGAACAUGAAACGCUUCUUGCAAGGUGGCAGAACAAGAACACAGAGAGUGUCAUUGAGCUGCACAACAAAACCCCAGUCUGGAAUGAUGACACCCAAUCUUAUGUUUUAAAUUUCCAUGGUCGUGUAACACAGGCCUCCGUGAAAAACUUUCAAAUUAUUCAUGAUAACGAUCCUGACUACAUAGUGAUGCAGUUUGGCCGUGUAGCUGAGGAUAUUUUCACUAUGGACUACAAUUACCCAAUGUGUGCACUUCAAGCCUUUGCUAUUGCUCUGUCCAGUUUUGACAGCAAGUUGGCUUGUGAGUGAACAGGUUAUAUCUGAAUCUUACUCAGCCAAAGCCGUACACCACCAUAAGAAGACAACAAUAGAAAUUCCAGAUUUAAUCUGAUGUUUCAUACUUUAAUGGAACAGGUAAAAUUUGCUUUGUGAAGGACCAACCCUCUUGCUGGGGAGAAAAUAUUUUAAAAUUCAGAACUUUUGGAAUUAUUUUUCUUUCUAUUCUCUAUUUUUCUGCAAAUGGCACCAGAGAUCUGUAAAUAGACAUCCUAUCUUAUGUCCUCAGUUCUGUUAUGAAGAUGUGACAUGAUGUACUGUAAUGUGGCUAAAGCAAAAACACUAUUGGGAGUGGCAUAUUUUUCCCUAAAUCCAUGAAAGCUACUGCAGUGCAAAUCUGUUUUAAGUUCAAGAAGUAUUCAGAGGCUGUAAGCAGACCUCAAGAUCGCAUCACAUACCUUGAGAGCUUCACAUCACCCACUUUAGAAGCAAAACCAUGAGAAAGAUGCACUUUAAAAAAACCUGACAAAGGUAGCAUUUAAUCUCAAUGCCAGGUGAACUUGAUUUGUGAUAUUCUUUAUGGGGGGGCUGAUGACUUUUUUUGUUGUGAUGGGGAAUGGGUGGGAAAGAGGUAGGAAGCACAAAUUAAUGUUGCACAAGUCACUAAUAUUCCAAGCUGUCAUUUCUAUUGUUGUUUUAAUUUAAAUCUCACUUUCACAUGCAACCCCACUAUUACUUUUCAAAGUGAAAAAAAUCCCUUCCUUCCAAAUACUAUACAGAUGCUAGAAAUGAUAUGCUGCAUCACUGUAAGCAAUUAAAUGUUUAAAAGAUCUUGUUGGUCAGUGGUAGAGCACCCACUUUGUCAGCAGAUCUUGGUUCAGCUCUUUAGAUAGAGAAUCUAAGACAACAAAGUCAAGAUGAACUUUUCCUGCCUGUAGUCCUGGGAGCUGCUGCUGGUUUGAGUAGACAACACUGGGUAGAGUAGAUGGAUCAAGUUCUGACAUUGAAUAGGACAGCUUUAUGUGUUCAUUUAAUCUUUUGGCUUAAGGCCUCAGUAUAUUACUGACUGAGCCAUAUUUAAUAAGGAGCAAAACUAUUAUAGUAUUUACUAACUACAAUGUUUUCUUGUCCUUUUUAGUAUAAAUUCAUGUGUCUAACAUACUAAACUUAUAAUCAUUUAAGCAUUUUCAUAGACAGUAGCUGAAUAUUUAUUACAGUGUGAAUGUGCCAUCCAUAGAGACAGUUUUUUCUACUUCGGAGGGAUUUCCUGGUAUUUUAAAAUGGUGUUAUUUUACUUUUAAAAUUAAUGGAUGAAAAUAUUUGAAUUCUAAUAUUUGCUUAUCUUACAAUCCAGCAUAAAAAUACGGAAUGAGUUGUAAUUCUCCAUGUGAGCAGCAUAUCAUGUUUAUUUUCCACUUAACUUUUCACCUGUCAAAACUCAUCUUAUUCAGUUGUCAUAAUAUAAAGAAGUGGUGUCUCCUAGCCAUGGAGAAAUAUAAAAGAAUGAUCAUGAAUAAA